Messenger RNA from Vigna unguiculata (cowpea), 2314 nucleotides. RefSeq names its product D111/G-patch domain-containing protein (gene MOS2). The record is from RefSeq and is a predicted model, not a curated record. Gene Ontology annotation, molecular function: nucleic acid binding. Gene Ontology annotation, biological process: mRNA splicing, via spliceosome. Lineage: Eukaryota; Viridiplantae; Streptophyta; Magnoliopsida; Fabales; Fabaceae. Gene Ontology annotation, cellular component: spliceosomal complex.
GGACCAAACUACAAUUUUCAUGUUUCCGAAGAGUGAAUAGCAAAGACAAAAUUCCCCCCUUGCAUCAGCGCAACGCAAUUGACCUUAGAAGAACCCUAAUUGCUUCAGCUCUAUCACCAUCUUCUUCUCGAUUCGAUCCGAUUCGUGAAAGAAGAAGCGAAACAAUGAAGCUUUCGUUUUCUGUCCCGUCAUCGAAAUCCCAAUCAAAGCCCAAACCCGUCAAUACCUUCGACGACACUUCCACCGCCCAAAACGACGCUGGCGGAUCCAAACACCUCAUCACCGAAUUCGAUCCUUCCAAACCCGCUCCCUCCCUCGCCCCCAAAACCCUAAUUCCGCCAAUCGAAAACCAAUGGAAACCCUUUAAGAAGAUGAAGAACCUCCACCUCCCCGCCGCCGACCCCGAAUCCGAACCACUUACAUUCGAAGUCCACGCCGCCGACGGCCAACCCGACUCCGACGUCACCUACGGCCUCAACCUCCGCACCGACAAAAAAAAUGAGCAAAACAACGGCACAGCACUUCCGCCGCCGCCGCGCCGCGUUCCGGCGGAGAGCACGAUGCUGCAGAAGCUGAAGGACGACAUGGAGCGGCUACCGGAGGAUCAGGGGUUUGACGAAUUCAAGGAUGUCCCAGUCGAGGGUUUUGGCGCGGCGCUGCUUGCCGGGUACGGGUGGAAGGAAGGGAUGGGGAUUGGGAAGAACGCGAAGGAGGACGUGAAGGUUAGGGAGAUCAAGCGGAGAACUGCCAAGGAAGGAUUGGGUUUUGUUGGUGAUGCUCCUGCUGCGCUGGUUCGGAGUAGCAAUGACAAGGACAAUAAGGACAGGGAGAAGAAUGAGAAGAAUGAGAAGAAUGAGAAGGUUGUUAGGAUUGUUGGGGGAAGAGAUGCUGGGCGGAAGGGUACUGUUGUGUCUUGUAUAGGUGAUGAUUAUCUUGUUUUGGAGCUAUCCGGGAGUGAAGAGAAGGUGAAGGUGAAGGUGGGGGAUGUUGCUGAAUUGGGUUCUAAGGAGGAAGAUAGGUGUUUGAGAAAAUUGAAGGAGUCGAAGUCUCAGCGUGAGGAUAGAGUGCCGAAGAAGAAGCACGACAGGGAUGAGGUGGAGAAUAGAGUGGAUGUUAGUCGGAGAGAGGAGAGGAAAGGGGUGGAUCGUAGGGAUGUGGUUGAGGAGAAGAGAGUGGAUGGUGGUAGGAGAGAGGAGAGAAAAGUGGUGGAUCGGAGGAAGGUUUCUUGGCUUACUAGUCAUAUUCGGGUGAGGGUGAUUAGCAGGGAUUUGAAAGGAGGGCGGUUGUAUUUGAAGAAGGGGGAGAUUCUGGAUGUUGUUGGACCUACCACUUGUGAUGUAUCUAUGGAUGAGAGCAGGGAGAUUGUUCAAGGGGUAUCCCAAGAUUUUCUGGAGACGGCAAUUCCGAAACGCGGGGGACCUGUGCUUGUGUUGGCUGGUAAAUACAAGGGUGCAUUUGGGAGUCUCGUGGAGAGGGAUUUGGACCGGGAAAUGGCCAUUGUUAGGGAUGCUGAUACUCAUGAGCUGCUAAAUGUGAAGCUUGAACAAAUUGCGGAGUAUAUAGGGGACCCAAGCUUGUUGGGACAUUGAUUCUGUUGCAUCUGAUUCCGCGUAUGACUGAUUUCAUUAGGAUCAACAUAUUUGCAAAUUUCAUUUUAAACCAAUAGGCACUUAGCAAAGUUGUCCAACAUAUUGUAAGUCGCACUCCAAGAAUUGAGCUAGGAUGUGAGACUCCCGACAUGUAAAAAGGUUGUAAUAUGAAUAAGACUUCAAGCUCGUCGGAGUCUCUUUAUUGCACAAGAUAGCGAUCAAAGUUCAGCUUCGAGAGAUUCACUUUCUAAUCUUAAGAUGUAUAUCAGGUUCUGCUAUGAGUGAAUCUACCACGACUCCGGGUGAAACAACUACCAGAUCCACAGUGAGUAGUUGCUUCAUUAGAGCCUGUUGAUUCAGGCUAUUCUGUUGAUGAAAGUAGUUAAUGAAGAAAGACAUGGGUUUUGCAGAGCUGAUAGCCCUACCAAUUGGGGUAACCAAUAGAACGUGAGCUGACAAGCAGUAAAUACACAUGAUUUGUGAUUACUGACAAGCAAAGAAGAGGUUCCUCCAAAGCAAUCUUGCAAAGGAAUGUUCUCUUCCAAGUAUUGAUCAGAAACGAGGAUGAUUUGUUGUGAAAUCUCAAAUAAAUAUGAAAUGCAAAGUAGUAUUUGUUUUAAAUUUAAACAUUUGGUCCGAUUUUACAAAAUGCAACAUAAUCUUUCUUGAUGAAAAAUACAUCAUUUUUCAGGGAUGAUAAAGUUUAUAACAUUGAUUUAUAAUGA